GUAGCGUAGCUCGAGAGAGUCUCUCGGGAGACUGGAUUAGCCACACGUUGUGGUGAACCAGUAUAAAUCUUGGUGUGCCUUCUUCUCUCUUUUAUUUCCGCUUUAUAUUCCUUUAAAAUUUUAAUUCCUGCGAUUUUAUUGAUCAAACGCUAUUCACCCUCUCUCUAGCGUUGGUCCUUUAUUCUAACAAUUGGUAUCAGAGCCUAACUCGCGUCCAAACUUAACCGUUUGAGAGUAAAAGCGAUCAUGGGUUCUACUUCCAAAAAUUUGUAUGCAGGAAUCGGAGAAGGCCAAUCCACUUCUAGGCCACCAUUGUUUGAUGGCACCAACUACACGUAUUGGAAAGAGCGGAUGAGAAUCUAUAUCCGCUCUACCAACUUCAAAUUAUGGUUGGUCAUCAAAAAUGGCGAAGAAACGCCUAUGAAGAAAGUGGGAGAAACACUUGUUCCCAAAAGCGAAGAUGAAUUUGAUGCCGAGGACAUCAAGAAGAUUGAGAACUACGCAAAAGCAAUCAAUAUGCUUUAUUGCGCAGUGAAUCCCGACGACUACCGCAAGAUCUCUUGUUGCACAACCGCAAAAGAGAUGUGGGAUAAGCUUGAAGUCACGUACGAAGGUACGGAUCAGGUACGUGAAGCUAAAAUCGAUUUUCUUACGCAGGAAUACGAGCUUUUCAGGAUGAAAGAGGGCGAGAAGAUCGAUGAGAUGUUUGAACGCUUCUCCAAGAUCAUCAAUGAUCUUCAUGCUCUCAAGAAGACAUACACCAACAAGGAUUUAGUACGAAAAAUCCUGCGUAGCCUCACUCCCGAAUGGAGAUCCAAGGCGGAUGCGAUCUACGAAUCCAUUGGAAUCUCAAACGUAACCAUUGACGGGUUAAGAGGUAAUCUUAAAACUUAUGAGUCAACUAUUCUAACCCCUUCUUUAAGUGAUCAAAAGAAAAAGGGGAUUGCUCUAAAAGCAACCAAGGAAACGGUUGAAGAGGAAUCACUUGAUGACAAUAGCGAGUUCGGACUCGUCAUCAAGAAAUUCCACAAAUUCAUGAGAAAGGAAUUUGACCUAUUUGCCGAAGAUAAUACUCGCUUGGCGAGGAAGGAAAUCUGUGAUGAACUUGCAGGUGAACUGGAGAGAAUUUACCUUGAAGAUGACGAAGAAGAAAAGGAAACAAGCAAACAACCAUCUUCACAGCAGCCAACCGAGGAACAACAACUUGAAGAACACGAGGAAGAUGAUACUAGCGCAAGAGAACAAGAAGACCAGCUAACCAUUCAUAGCGAACUAGGAAUCCUUGACUCUACCUUGAUCUAAUAUGUGCAUUUUAUCUAUCAUUCAUUAAAUCAUUACUAACUUG
Messenger RNA from Cuscuta campestris, 1345 nucleotides. The record is from the annotation of a GenBank genome assembly. NCBI's taxonomy places the organism in Eukaryota, Viridiplantae, Streptophyta, Magnoliopsida, Solanales, Convolvulaceae.